Molecule: messenger RNA, 939 nt
Organism: Fulmarus glacialis (Northern fulmar)
Lineage: Eukaryota; Metazoa; Chordata; Aves; Procellariiformes; Procellariidae
Gene: GRAMD2B
Product: GRAM domain containing 3
Exons: 10
Source: RefSeq, a predicted model, not a curated record
AUUAUAGAGGAUCUAUUUGUUUCAGGUUUUACCUGUGCUCUGCAGAAAGAAAUCCUGUACCAAGGAAAGUUAUUCCUUUCUGAAAACUGGAUUUGCUUUCAUUCCAAGGUUUUUGGUAAAGACACUAAGAUUAGUAUACCUGUACUCUCAGUGACACUUUUGAAGAAAACCAAGACUGCCCUUCUUGUGCCAAAUGCUCUGAUCAUAGCAACAGUCACAGAUAGGUACAUGUUUGUCUCCUUACUCUCCAGAGAUACCACCUACAAGCUGUUAAAAUCUAUCUGUAGACAUCUUGAGGAUACAAGCAUGGGCAACAGCCCAAAUCCUUCUUCUGCAGAAAACAGCUUCAGAGCUGAUCGUCCUACAACUCUGCCCUUGGAUUUCAAUGAAGACUAUUCUGAUCUGGAUGGAAUAGUGCAGCAGCGGAGACAAGAGAUGGAAGAGUCCAGCAGCACAGGCUCACAGACCCCAGAGCUGGAAUGCUUCCAAGAUUAUCAUGUCGUUGAGACAGAGACUCACUUGAAAGUUUCCAAGACUGAGGCGAAGUCUGUCCGUUCAGAUGCACACAGUAAACGCGGACCUGACGGAAAAGCCCAAAACAGUCCUCGAAAUGGCAAUUCUGAAGCCUUCAGGUUCUUCCACAAAGUGAAGUCCCAGAAGCUCUUAUCUCUGAACCAUGUACUUAUAUUUUACGCAGUUCUCGUUUGUGUAUUAAUAUUUUCUACCUUCUACAUGAGAUAUAAAAUCAGUGUCCUGGAGGAACGUCUUAUUUCCAUCACAUCCUUUGAAUCACAUAUUAAGGAACAUCCAGCACGCCAAGGUUUGGGAUCUCAUCUGCAAAUUAAUGCUGAUGCCCUUUGUGAUGAGUUAACUGCUAAUCUUAUAAAAUUGGAAAAGAUACAGAACAACUUACAAAAACUACUUGAAGAUGGUGAAUGA